AUGGCAACAAUUGCUCACAACCUCUUGUCCUAUUACAAGGGCAAUCUGUCAGUCCUUGCCGCCCCCCCGCUCCCCCCCAACAAGGACAACAAAUGGCUGACCAUUCCCCCAGGCAUGACACCCGGUAUUCUCCCCGGCCCUCCGCCAAACGGUGACUACUACUGGUGGGAGGGCGGCGCAAUGUGGGGUACGAUGGUAGAUUACUGGCUCUACACCGGCGACACCUCCUACAACCCGACCGCUGAGUACGCCAUGGUGUACCAGGCCGGCCCGCCGGCUAACAGUUACGAGCCGGCCAAUUGGACGGCGUCCCUGGGCAAUGACGAUCAAGGCUUCUGGGGUAUGACCGCUAUGCUGGCGGCCGAGUCCAACUUCCAGAACCCGCCGGAGAAGGACCCCCAGUGGCUUGCUCUGGCCCAGGCCGUCUUCAACACCCAGGCUGCCCGCUGGGACACACAGUACUGCAAUGGUGGUCUGCGGUGGCAGAUCCCCCUCUCCAACAACGGCUACGACUACAAGAACAGUAUUGCGAACGGUAUUUUCUUUAAUCUCGGCGCCCGUCUGGCCCGGUACACUGGCAACGAUUCGUAUGCGACCUGGGCGGAGACUGCUUACAACUGGACGGCCGACGUUGGCUACAUUGACUCCUCGUUCAACAUCUACGACGGUGCCCACGUCGAGCACAACUGCACUGACAUCAACAAGGCGCAGUUCUCGUAUACUGCUGCAGCGUUCAUCCAGGGCGCUGGCUUCAUGUACAACUACACCAACGGAUCCGCUCUCUGGGGGCAGCGUCUGACAAGUUUGACGAACCGGACCCUCGAUGUGUUCUUCCCCAACGGUAUUGCCGUUGAACUCGCCUGUGAACUGCCGGCCUCGAUCCAGUGCACGCCCGAUAUGCUUUCGUACAAGUGCUACCUGCACCGUUGGCUUGCCCAGGUCACGCAGAUGGCACCUUUCCUCUCGCCCACUAUUCUUCCAGUCCUCAAGACGUCUACCCAGGCCGCCAUGAAGAACUGCAACCCCGACGGCACCUGCGGAUUCCGCUGGACGACAGGCUCGUACGACGGCCUUACUGGUGCUGGUCAGGAAAUGAACGCCCUCGGCGCCCUGAUGAGCGUCAUGAUCACCCUCGAACCCGUAAAGGCCGCCUUGACUAAUUUGACGGGCGGUACGAGUGUGGGUAACGCGGCGGCCGGCGUUGGCUCAACGGUCUCCGUAACCACGUACGGCCCCAUCACGGCGGGCGACCGUGCCGGUGCGUCGAUCCUCACCAUUCUCAUCAUCAGCGGCAUUGUAUCCAUGCUGGUGUGGAUGAGCACUGGCGAGGGCGAGGGCUUCCGCCUUGGCCUGUUUGGCAAGGGAAAGGGCAUGUUGUAA
This is a messenger RNA of Sporothrix schenckii 1099-18, 1380 nucleotides long. Its product is annotated as mannan endo-1,6-alpha-mannosidase. Bases 1 to 1380 code for a protein of 459 amino acids. Lineage: Eukaryota; Fungi; Ascomycota; Sordariomycetes; Ophiostomatales; Ophiostomataceae. Gene Ontology annotation, molecular function: mannan endo-1,6-alpha-mannosidase activity. The record is from RefSeq and is a predicted model, not a curated record. The transcript is spliced from 3 exons. Gene Ontology annotation, biological process: fungal-type cell wall biogenesis; carbohydrate catabolic process.